AUGAUGUACAUCCCAGUGCGCAAGCACCAUCUGCAGAGCCCCCCACAGAAGCAACAAGACGAUCAGCCGAUACCUUCAACCCGUAACGAUGAUGAUGACGAGGACUCCGAUCUGGACGAUUUAGACGAUGUCCUAGAUGAUUUCUCUAAACCAAAGCCUACUGCACAACCCGCUGCGCCUGUCCCGACGCAAGAUCCCUCAACUGAGGACUUCGACGAAGAUGCCUUCCUGAAACAGUUGGAACAAGAUAUGGCCAAUAUGAUAGGGAAUCCGGGUGGAUUCCCCGUUAGAGCAAAGUGGGAUCCCCCCCCCGGUGACUUCUUGAAACAGUUACUCGCCGAUGUUAUGGCCGAGGAAGGCGGAGAUCCUGCUGCGGCGGCGGCAGCAUUGGGUGGAAAAGCUUCAUCUAGUACUGCUGCUCCUGUGCCAGCUCCUGCUACUUCUACUGGAGCUAGUGCAUCUGAUGAACAGACGAAUGAAUCCUUUAGUGAUGCGAUCCAGCGCACGAUGGAGCGGAUGAAAGAAUCUGGUGAUCGCGCGACGGAGGCAGCUACGGAGGAUGAUGGAGUAUCAGAUGAUAUGCUCGCACAGCUGCUAAAGGCUAUGGAGGCUGGUGCAGCGGGUGCAGGUGAUGAGGGAGACCUGACGAAGAUGUUUAUGGGAAUGAUGGAGCAGCUCUCGAAUAAGGAGAUGCUGUAUGAGCCCAUGAAGGAGCUAGAUGGGAAGUUUGAGCCCUGGAUUGAGAAGAAUAAGGCUGAGGGCAAGGUCCCCAAGGAUGAUAUGCAGCGCUAUGAGGCCCAGGCGAAGGUGGUUAAGCAGAUUGUGCAGAAGUUUGAGAAAUCGACAUACUCGGAUGAUGAUCCCAAGUGUCGGGAGUAUGUAUGGGAGCGCAUGCAGGAGAUGCAAGCUGCUGGCAGCCCACCUGAAGAGCUGGUUUCGAACCCACUCAUGGAAGAGACUCUAGGCGCAGCUGCUGCUGGAGGACCUGGAGGACCUGGAGGUGUCCCUGAUUGUCCCCAGCAAUAA
Molecule: messenger RNA, 1026 nt
Organism: Penicillium malachiteum
Lineage: Eukaryota; Fungi; Ascomycota; Eurotiomycetes; Eurotiales; Aspergillaceae
Gene: pex19
Product: putative peroxisomal membrane protein receptor Pex19
Exons: 5
Coding region: 1-1026 (341 amino acids)
Biological process (GO): protein import into peroxisome membrane
Cellular component (GO): peroxisome; peroxisomal membrane
Source: RefSeq, a predicted model, not a curated record